Molecule: messenger RNA, 1089 nt
Organism: Frankliniella occidentalis (western flower thrips)
Lineage: Eukaryota; Metazoa; Arthropoda; Insecta; Thysanoptera; Thripidae
Exons: 3
Coding region: 188-745 (185 amino acids)
Source: RefSeq, a predicted model, not a curated record
UGGGGCAGGGCGUGCGCGGCUGUCGCUGUUCGCUGAAUCUCCGCAAGAAGCGGGAUCUUAUAGGACUAUAAGGGAAGAGGCCCUCGGAGAAAGCAGCCAGUGACGAGCGAGCGACGUGUGGAGAACAGCCUCCCAGUCAGCUGCGGUAGUUCGUCGGUCAACACAUACAUACACACACCGAUCAGCCAUGGAGCAAUCGGGAUUUAACAGCACGAUACUCCUCCAGCAGAAGCAGAUCUUCGACCAAGCAGCGCCGACCACCAUCAAGGUCGUCGUCCCCACGGAGCCCAAUCCGGUCAACACCAAUCGCCUCCGACUCCUGAUCUUCCUAUCGGUCGUGGCCCUGCUGGUGAUCGCCCUCUUCCCUGUCGUCGUGUUCCGCCUCGCCUUCAUCUCCAGUCUCGUGAACCCCUUCCACGACUACCAGGCCACUGUUGGCAGCACUCUCCCCACAACGCCGCCACACGUGCCCUUGUCCUCCACGCCGUCGAUAACAGCCCGCCAGGAGACAAGACUUGGACUUGUCGCCCGCCUAGUGCAAGCGAGCCGCCAACCGCUGUCUACCUCUACCAGGACGUGGCCGUCAAGCACUCGGAGGGCUGACGGAUCGACCCUGACUCCAGCCGGAAUCUCUAGCCCGGCCGCAGCGAUCACCGACCGUGUUGGCACCUCCGGAAAGCCCACAGAGACUCAGCGCACUCUGCUGGUCCACAGCGGCGCCCAGGCAUUUGCGCGGACGCACUGACAAGGCCAGGUUAUCAACUAGUACUUUAGAAAGCUGAGACUGAAAACGCUCUGUGAUAUUAUGAACCAAAAUCGAUUGGUUUAAAUAGGAAACUAAGCUAGGUACAACUAUGUUUUGUUCAUACUGAUUGAAUUAACUCUGAGCACGGCAGGUAGGGUUGUUCGGUUUCGUUUUUUUCGGACUGGUUUUCGGUGACGAUAUAUACCGAUUUUUCACCGAAAUAUAGGUUAACCGUAGUAAACUUGGAACUUUAAACGAACAGGUGUUCUUAAGUUAACCGUUAUUGAAAAACAAACCGGGAUUUUCCAAAAUACCGAUUUUUUAAAUUUUAAAACAAUAAUUCA